AGUUCGUGUUGAAAAAAAAAAAAAGGAAAAAAAGAAAAAUGAAGAACCCAACAAUUUAUUAACAAUGAUUUAGCAGGAGAGAGAUCCAAUCCCGACGUUUUCGUGUCGGCACGGCAACGCGGUUUAAUCGGCUGCCGGAAUAGCGACACUCGUAAAGCACACUCUCUAGCGAUUCGUCCGUCCAAUUCCAGCUCGAUUUCAUCGACCACGCUCCAAUUUCAGCCCCAAAAUCAUUUAUAACUUGUUCAAUAAUCUUCCCACCUCUUCAAUUCCCUCUUUCUCUCUUUCAAUCCGUAAUUCCGUAUGUGUAAUUUUGUGGGUUUUUGGUUCUUUGUCUUCUUGUUCCCCCAUCGCGUUUUGAGCCCAUAAAGUUCCCGUUCCCAAAUCCUGAUCCUUUGCCCCAAAUGGCGUUUGUUCUUGGUCUUGUGCUCGGGAUAGUGGUUGGGCUAGCUCUCGUCGUUGGAUUUGUGAAGUCCGAGAAUGCCCGGUCGAAGCGCCGGUCGGAUCUUGCUGCUACGAUCUCUGCUUUGGCCAGAAUGACAGUGGAAGAUUCGAGAAAGAUCUUGCCCCCUCAGUAUUAUCCCACUUGGGUCGUCUUUUCCCAGAGCCAAAAGUUGACUUGGCUGAAUCAGCAUCUUACCAAGAUAUGGCCGUAUGUUAAUGAGGCAGCUUCUGAUCUGAUAAAGGCUUCGGUAGAGCCUGUUCUUGAACGAUACAGGCCUAUCAUACUGUCAUCACUCAAGUUUUCCAGAUUCACCCUUGGCACUGUGGCUCCACAAUUCACAGGAAUUUCUAUAAUUGAAGAUGGGGGAGCCGAUGGUAUCACCAUGGAGUUGGAAAUGCAGUGGGAUGGUAAUCAAAGUAUAAUACUUGACAUAAAGACUAGACUCGGUGUUGCACUACCAGUACAGGUGAAAAACAUUGGAUUCACAGGUGUUUUCAGGUUGAUAUUCAAGCCUCUGGUCGAUGAAUUUCCAUGCUUUGGUGCUGUUUGUUUUUCUUUGCGGCAAAAGAAAAAGUUGGACUUUACACUUAAAGUUGUUGGGGGGGACAUAUCGGCAAUACCUGGGCUAUACAGUUCAAUUGAGGGAACAAUUCGAGAUGCCGUUGAGGACUCUAUUACAUGGCCUGUUAGGAAAGUUAUCCCUAUUUUGCCUGGAGAUUACAGUGACCUGGAAUUGAAACCCGUUGGGAUAUUGGAGGUGAAACUUGUGCAGGCAAAAGAGUUAACAAAUAAAGAUAUGAUUGGAAAAUCAGAUCCCUAUGCUGUGUUAUAUAUACGGCCUCUACGCGACCGAAUGAAAACCAGCAAAAUAAUUAACAAUGACUUGAAUCCAAUAUGGAACGAGCACUUUGAGUUUGUCGUUGAAGAUGAAUCCACACAACAAUUGGUCGUGAAAAUUUAUGAUGAUGAAGGACUUCAGGCUUCUGAGCUCAUAGGAUGUGCUCAGAUACGGUUAAGCGAACUUCAGCCCGGUAAAGUGAAGGAUGUGUGGUUGAAGCUGGUUAAAGAUCUGGAGGUUUACAGAGAUAAUAAGAACAGGGGGCAGGUGCACUUGGAGCUUCUGUACUGUCCUUUCGGUAUGGAAAACGGCUUUACAAAUCCAUUUGCCUCCGAUUCCUCGAUGACUUCCUUGGAGAGUGUACUUAAAAAUCGGGUGAACGGAACAGAAACUACUGAAAAUGAACAAGCUGUCACACAGAAGAGGAGAGAGGUUAUUAUUAGAGGAGUACUUUCUGUCACAGUAAUAUCUGCUGAAGACUUGCCUGCUACAGAUCUGGUAGGGAAGUCUGACCCAUAUGUUGUACUCAGCAUGAAAAAAUCAGAAAUGAAGAACAAAACAAGGGUUGUGAAUGAGAGCUUGAAUCCCAUAUGGAAUCAAACUUUUGACUUUGUUGUUGAAGAUGGAUUACAUGAUAUGCUAAUUAUUGAAGUCUGGGAUCACGACACUUUCGGAAAGGAUUAUAUGGGGAGAUGCAUCCUGACACUUACAAGAGUAAUACUAGAAGGGGAAUACAAGGAAUCGUUCGAACUCGACGGGGCCAAGUCAGGACGAUUAAAUUUACACCUCAAAUGGAUGCCACAGCCAAUCUACCGUGAUUCCUGAGCAGAUCCCGGUACGGUAAGGCUGCAACUUGAGGAUGUACAAUACCUACUUCUGUGAACUGAAUAAUGAGUCUCACACCUUUUAUAUGUGAGAGAAACACCUGAAGAGUGAAGAUUGUAUAUAAAUGUUCCAUACACAUUGGGACUAUGUAGACCACAAAGUUGUGAAGAGAAGGAAUUACAAGCCAGAUGAAAGAAAUGGCCAAAGCUUUGGCUUCCUUAGAUAUUUAUGGUAUUUAUGGUAGAACCUGAAACUGAAAGUCCUUUUUGUUGCAAAUUCUGAAAUGUUUUGAUGUGGCUUAUAUUUGGUUUAGUAGUUUGAAAUAUCUAAUUCUUUCUGAAUCUAAGUUUUAAUGUUACCAAGGGACUCAAAUUACGACUUAGAUUGAGUCCUGAACUUUGAUAUA
Molecule: messenger RNA, 2514 nt
Organism: Momordica charantia (bitter melon)
Lineage: Eukaryota; Viridiplantae; Streptophyta; Magnoliopsida; Cucurbitales; Cucurbitaceae
Source: RefSeq, a predicted model, not a curated record